This is a messenger RNA of Pollicipes pollicipes, 2862 nucleotides long. RefSeq names its product kinesin-like protein KIF13A. The record is from RefSeq and is a predicted model, not a curated record. The transcript has 19 exons. NCBI's taxonomy places the organism in Eukaryota, Metazoa, Arthropoda, Thecostraca, Pollicipedomorpha, Pollicipedidae. The annotation marks the transcript as partial.
UGGGGCUGCUCUCAGACUCAGGUCUGUCCACCCAUCAUCAGCAACAGCGCGUCCUCGUGCGCCAACGACCGGGUGGUGGUGCAGUUCGACCACUGCCGCGACUUCGUCAUCCCCGUCUGCGAGGAGUUCAUCGAGAACUGCGCCGAGGGCGCGCUGUCGGUGGAGGUAUGGGGUCAUCGCUCAGCCGGCUUCAGUUCGUCCGUCCCCACCACGCUGGACGUGGUUGACAGCCAGCUGGCCAAGGCGCGCUCCCUGGCCGACCGCUGGGCCGAGCUCACGCGCAAGCUCGAGCUCUGGGUGGAGCUGCAGGAGCUCAACGACCACGGCGAGUACCAGCCGGUGGAGGUGUGCGCGCGCACGGACGUGGCCUCGGGCGGCGUGUAUCAACUGCGUCAGGGCCAACAGCGCCGGCUGGCCGUGCGCGUGCUGCCCGUGCUCAACUCCGGCACGCUGCCGCUGGUCUGUGACGCCAUCUCGGCCAUCAGCAUCGGCAGCGUGACGUGCCGGUACCGCAUGCAGAAGCCGCUCGACUCGUACCAGGAGGCGGACCUGAACCAGCUGCGCGAGCGCUGGUCCAGCGCGCUGGUCCGCCGCCGCCAGUACCUCGACUCGCACCUGCAGAAGAUCAUCAAGAAACAAGACAAGACCGAGGCGGACAACGAGCGCGAGAAGUCGCUGCUGGACCAGUGGAUCCAGCUGAACGAGGAGCGUAACGCCGUGCUGGUGCCGGCGGCCGGCAGCGGCAUCCCGGGCUCGCCGCUCUCGGCGCACGUGCAGCAGCGCGCCGGCCUCGAGCGGCACGUGCCCGUGCUCUUCCUCAACCUGAACGCGGAUGACCUGAGCUCGGGCUCUCUGGCGGGCGAGCUGGCGUGCGCAGGGGUUAACUCCCACCUGCCCAAGGAGCACGGCGAGCACAUGGUGGCGCUGCACCCGGUGCGCGCCGCCGACGGGCCGUGCGUGGCCGCCGUGGCCCAGUGGGACUCGAGCGUGCACGACUCGGUCUACCUCAACAGAAUCACACCCGCCAACGAGCGGGUGUACCUGGUGCUGCUGGUGCGCGUGCGGCUCUGCCAGCCGCUGCCCAUGGACAUCGUACUGCGCAAGCGACUCGCCGUCAACAUCUACAAGCCGACCUUCACCAACAAGCUGAUGCGCAGCAUCUCGCUUCGUCGCACGGACCAGGUGGAGGCCACCGGCGUCGUCUACGAGGUCGUCUCCAACAUUCCGAAGGCGAGCGAGGAGCUGGAGGACCGCGAGUCGCUGGCGCAGAUCGCCGCCUCGGGACAGGAGGCCAGCGACCCGGACGGCGAGACGUACAUCGAGAAGUACCUGCAGGGCGUGAGCGCCGUGGACAGCAUCCUGCGACUGGACCGGCUGCGCCAGAGCGUGGCCGUCAAGGAGCUGAUCCAGGACGGCGCCGGCCCCCUCUCCGGCACCGGCAGCAUGCGCAAGACGGCCAGCGUGCCCAACAUCAGCUACUUCCACCGGCCGGACGGCGUGAACCGGUCCGAGAGUUUCCUGGAGUUGAGCGGGCUGCCGGCGGCCGGCGACUCCGCCGACCCUCCGCACCACCGGCUCUCACUCGGCGGCCAUAAGGCAGACAGCUCCGGCCGCACCGCCAAUCGGCCCACGUUCCUGAACCUGACGGCCGGCGGCCGCCUGCAGGGCGCCAUGUCCAAGUCCACUCCCAGCCCGGGCUCGCUGAAGCUGGCCUCGAGGAUGAGCACGCUGCACGAGGACCACGACCGCGAGGGAUCGCCGGAGCGCGCCGACGCCGCCGGCUCCGCCCAGCCGGCCCCGGGACGCGGCGCGGCUGCUCGGACGCGGCUCUCCGGGCGCAUGCGCAGCUCGCGAACGUUUGACUCCCUAGUAGAGAUCCCGGCCCCGGCCAAGACCAACUCGCCCAGCGUUACCUCCAGCGGCUACGGCUCGCAGGCGGUCAGCUCGUCGAACCUGUCCAGCGAGGACUCGGUGUCGCUGCAGAGCAUCGACGAGACGCCCGACUCGGAGGCGAGCGUGGUGGCGGCACGCCGGCCUGCCGACACCAGCCGGCGGGAGUCGGAACGGCCGCCGGCGUCGGCCGCCGCCCCGGAGCCGGCGGAGGGGCAGCGGGAGGAGGGGCAGACUCAGGAGAAUAAGGGGCAGCCGCGGCCCGGGGAGAGUCAGCAGGAGCCUGCGGGACAGGCUCCCGAGAAUCACCAGGAGCCGGAGCUCCAACCUCAGGAGAUUCCACGGGAGUCCCAGCCGCAACCUCAGGAGAAAACUCAACCAGAGCGAGAGCAGGAGAUUCAGCGGCAAAUGCGUCAGGAGUUCGAGGCGGAGCAGGGAUCAUCGUUAGAAGGGCUUCAGGAUCCGCCGCAGCAAAUCCAGCAGGAGCCGGAACAGAAGCCCCCGCAGCUUGAACACCAGCAGGAGCCUAGUGAGGAGCAAGGGGAGCCUCUGCAGCAGGAGCCUAACCAUGACACGCAGCUGGAUUCCAACGGCCAGGACUGGGAGGACCAUGAGGCGGGCAAGCCGCAGACUGACAACUGUAUUGCCGGCCUGGCCGAGUGGGUGACGCCCGGCGAGGCGGUGCUGGUGCGGCCCCAGUCGCUCUCCGGCCACAUCCGCUUUGUCGGCCCCGUCCGGUUCGCGCCCGGCUGCUGGGUGGGCGUCGACCUCGACCUGCCCCAAGGGAAGAACGACGGCAGCGUGAAGGACGUGCAGUACUUCCAAUGCCAGCCGAGGCACGGCAUCUUCGUGCGCGUCGACAAGCUGAUCUGGGACCAUCGGCGCAGUCGGGCGCAGCGGGCGCGCCCGAGCCCGGCGGCCGCCGCGGCCGGCUCCUCCCGGCGGGCGUCGACCAGAGACUGGCACGACUGA